AUGGAGGUGACCACCAUGUCCCCAUCUCCUGCCUCACCCAUUGAAGUAGAUGAUGUGUGUGAGACAGAUGUCAGCAGCGUGUCCAUACACAGUGUGACACUGCUCAUCUGCCUCUGUGGGCUGGCUGGGAACGGGGCUGUCAUCGGCCUCCUCAACCUGAAAAAAAGCAGGAACGCUGGCAUCUUUGACCUGGCUGUCAUGGACUUCCUCUUUCUCCUCUUUGCGGUCCCCUCUGCCCUCCUGAUCCUGGUGGAGGACGUGUCCUGCUCUCUUAUGAUGCCUUUCAUGUAUGUGAAUUUCCUUUUCCAGCUGUCAGUGGUCUCCCACUGCUGGGCACUGCUCUGGCUGAUGCGCAGCAACAAGGUGCUGUACAUGGGAGAGAUCUGGAAGCUCUGCUGCCGCCACGAUCUUCCCAAGCACCUGCUGUGGCUGCUGGACACUGUCCAAUACUGGACCUUCUUUGCUCUCUUCACUGUCAUUCCCUCGGUGACAUUCCUGUGCCCAUCACACCAGCAGGAGCACUGCCGAGCUGCUUUCAUCUCCAUGUACACCCUCAUCCUGCUCUUCUUGGCUGUACCCUUGGUCAUUUCCAGCACAAUUGAUUUAAUUAAUGCCAAGCAGGGCUCCCCGCAGCAGAAGCCCAAGAGGCAUGACAUCGUUAUUGUCAUCACUGUGCUGUUCACUCUCCUCCUCAGCAUGUGGAAUUUCCUGCAGCAGCUCGGUUACAUGGAUGUGCCCUCAGAGGUUGUUUUCCUGCUCGCCUGCAUCCACAGCAGCAUCAAACCCUUUAUCGACUUCUUGAUAGGGAGGUGCAGGAGACCCUGCUCUGUGCAGUCCCUCCAGCUCUCCUUCCAGAGGGUCUUUGAGGAGGCAGAAGAAAACACUGCCCACAGCCGUGAUCCUGCCAUGGACACAGGGGUCUCAGCCUGA
Melozone crissalis (California towhee) is the source of this 930-nucleotide messenger RNA. Its product is annotated as mas-related G-protein coupled receptor member H-like. The record is from RefSeq and is a predicted model, not a curated record. The coding region runs from base 1 to 930 and encodes 309 amino acids. NCBI's taxonomy places the organism in Eukaryota, Metazoa, Chordata, Aves, Passeriformes, Passerellidae. Gene Ontology annotation, biological process: G protein-coupled receptor signaling pathway. The transcript has a single exon. Gene Ontology annotation, molecular function: G protein-coupled receptor activity. Gene Ontology annotation, cellular component: membrane.